Molecule: messenger RNA, 4756 nt
Organism: Chelonus insularis
Lineage: Eukaryota; Metazoa; Arthropoda; Insecta; Hymenoptera; Braconidae
Exons: 11
Coding region: 228-4049 (1273 amino acids)
Source: RefSeq, a predicted model, not a curated record
GUGCUGUCGCGGAGAGUUCGAUAAAAAUCAGUCGUUGUUGAGGAGCUGUUUUGGCGUGGUCUGAACUGAGUGCUCGUGAGUAGUGUUCGAUAGUGAGUGCUGUGACUGUCAGUGAUACAUUAGGAAAGUAAUGAUAAAUGGUGGCAACAAGCAGUAUGGUGUAUGAAGAGAUUGUGGGAGUUCGGGGCAGCUGACCUCAGCCCCCGCGCACUUUAUUUCCGCGCGAGAUGCCCCACAAUUUAAAUUCAACGUCUGCUAAUUCUGCCAAUUCCGGGCCUAACCAUCAGGCCUACCCUCCUCCUCAGCCGUAUCAUCACAUUGGCGAUGGACUUCAACCGGAGAAAGAACCAGUGGAGUUUGAUACAAGUCAUCUCCGAGGAGCACCCACAGAGGUGGAGGCAUUGGUACACAACAUCAAAGAAGUUGCUCAGCAAUUUCUGUAUCAUUGGCGAACAUUUCCAAUUGUUUUGCCUCCACCUUUGUCUUCAUGCACAGAUGGUGAGGAUACGUUGGCCCGGAAGAAGCAUCACUUGAGAGACUUAUUUGUGCCACCGAGUUUCGAUGAGCUAGAUGCCGUUGCAGUUGACAUAAAAGGUGAACCACGACGGCUUACUAAUAAGCAACUCGAAAGCAUAAGAGAAAGAGGCUUACACAAGGAUAAGUAUGGAAAGCCGAAGAAGCUGAAUGCCACUCAGUUGGAGAGCAUUCGGAGAUGCGGGGAGUUUGAGGUGGACUCGAUAAACUUUGCCGGUCAAACACACCGGUGGCGACUUAGUGGGUUGCUACAGCGAGGAAGAGAUAGAAGAAGGGAAACAUUGUUGAAAGAUCUAGCCUUAGCAACAAGAUUUCUUGUGGUUACUGCUAGAGCAAGACUUAUUUCACAUUGCUUCAGUAUUUCACAAGCUUUCAAGGCACUUUUGACUGGAUUUCUUAGACUUCUUGAUAUAAUCAUUGGAAUACCGUCUCUGCAAGCACAAAAUCUAGAUGGGAAAAUCAGAGAGGAAAGAUGUCGUUAUUUGGUUGCUGAAUUAGUCUGUAGGCCGGAAUACGAAGAUUCACUGGAAUUACUAUGUGGUUUUGUGCGCAAGCAACUGAGACGAGCGACGAUGGAGAAAUUCGAAGUAGAAAGAGAAUCGUCGCAAUUGCUUCCAGUAUCUGUGCCCUUUGUCUUUGGCACUCCUGCUGGUUCAGCCGUAGAUCUACGAUUAUUUAGCAGAGACAUCAUUAGGAAGGCUCUGCCAACAUUAGUUACAAUUUUAGAGAGAGAAACUCGAGGAUGGUUUCUUCAUUUUCGAGAAAGACUAAUUUCUGAAUUAAGAGCGCAAAAAAAAUCUGAUGAAGAAAUAGAACAGCAAGUAAACGAAGCAGUGAUGCGCGAAUAUUUGCAACGAGUAUAUUCCAGUAUACUCUCUCAUCCAGACAUUUUGGCAUUAGGAGAUGGAAUAGCACAACUUUUGGUCCAGCAAGCACAAUCAGUAGUUUUGAUGCAUCGAGCUGUAGAGAAUGUCCAGCGAAAGUUGUCACAAAUGAAAGAGUCUCUUCGUCAACGAAUGGAAAGUGAACAUCCGGUACUUUCAAGAAUAGGACCAUGGAUGCGUGAUAGAAUGAGAGAGGCGGAGGCGAAUUUUAUUGAGGAGUGUGAAUGGAGUGCACAUCAAGAAGCACUGUCUCUUUGUAGUUUACAAAAUUUACAGCAAACUGUUUAUUUCCUUAAUCGGGAUUUGACAUUUAUGCGAGAGAGAGAGCCUGUUCUGUUGAAAGAACUUCGAAAAGUCAAGACUCCAACACGGAGUUUUCAAUGGCCAACGCAAAUUUGGCUGCCACGGAAUUGGAUUGUCCGACGUAAUUUCCAAGGAACUUCGGAAAUAAUUCCCACAGUUUUAAGUAAUACACCAACAUCUAUAACGACUCCACGGGCUGACCCGAGCCAACCAGUUUUUCUUGUGGAACGGGAAAUCAUUCAUACGACGACGACGAGAUGGCCAAUGUGGCGUUGGAUAAAUUAUAUUGCACGCACGUGGUGUUGGACGUGGAAUGCUAUGUUCUUGUUCGGAGUUGCUGUGCCGUGGUGUAGUCGUGUAUCUUUACGAGCUCUACUACUUGUAGAACCGUUUACACCAGACCUGGAACUCAGCCAACUUAACGGAACUCUUUUCCCGCGAAAAUCGUCACAAACACCGACACUUUGUUCUCGAUUAAUAGCACUUUGGCGACACAUCAGCAAAAGUCGGACACAUUUUGAGACUGAGCCUGAUACCGGAUUUAUCGGCAAGGGUAUGACGAGGCAUAUAAACAGACUAUGGAACUAUGGAGUUAAGGGUCUCUUGGGAACUCUAGGGAUUCUCUUCCUUUUUCCCAUAAUCUGCAUUGUUGCCAGUGUCAGUUCACUCCUGAUUGCGUUCUCCGCUUUUUUAUGGAUGCCGAUAUUAACUCUCAUCCUCCACGCAUUUAUGGGUUUGAUAAUGGACCUAGACAGUCCAGAGCCAAGUCGAAAUCGAUACUUCGUAGUAAUGGAAGCUUUAGUGUGGAACGUAGGGAUUCAAGGUUGCUUACAGCCAAUAGCUGCACUGAUUGUAGCCGUCUUUAUAUGUCCUAUCAUCUCGUUUUUGAUACUCACUGUGGCUGUGAUACGCUAUUGGAUAAGGGUCAUGUGGGAUACGGCAAUGUUCCACUUAGUGAUAAAAAGUCGAGGUAGAGUUCCAGCUAGUGACAGCUUUGUCGUUAAAAGAAUAGCAGGUCCAGGCUUAGCAUCAGAUUAUUACUAUCAGAUAAGGCCGGAACAAGCAUUGGCAGCAUUUGAAGCAAAACUUGAACUUGAUGAACUCUUAGCAUUUCAACAAGAAACUGAACGGCUGAUAACACAACCACAAAGAGAUUUCACUCAAUUCGUUGAGGCUUGCUUUAGUCCUUUUGCUACAAGUUUAGCAAAAACACGUGAUCCUUACAAGUCUUUAGAAAAGGAAGCAAGAGAUCUAGUGGCAGUGCUCCACGAAAAAUUAGAUCGACGUCGAAAAGAUCUUCAAACAGGUCUUGGAGUUGCUGUAAGAAGUAAAAUAAAGCUUACAACUUAUGAUUUAAAAAUAGCUAUUCAGCAGGCAGCAUUAAUGUUAGAGCGUUUAUAUCCUUCACACGUUUUUGCAAGGAUUAAUGGAAGUGAAGACGAUUUUUGGGAAAAUAAAGGACUAGGAGUCGGGGACUGGGCGGGAUUAGCCGGUCUGAUGUAUGCAGACAUAUUCAGUCUAGAUUUUCUACAACCAUUAGACGAUACAGAUACUAAAUUUAAGCUGGAACCUCAUCCAGGCGUAGAUUUAAGCAGGUACAGCGAAAUGCUCCAUAACACUGAACUUGGAGGAGUUAAUGGACCUGAUUUAUUAGGAGCCAUUUAUGCCCCAAGAGGAAACAUUCUAGUACACAGUCCUUAUCUUGAAGUGUCUGCUUUUAAUCCUAGAGCUAAACAAACUAGUAACAGUAGAAAAUCGGAGAAACGAUGCGACUCUAGUCUUUUGACGUCACCGAGAACUCGACGUAAAACUAAUUCGGGUUCUUCAACCAGUGAAAGUCGUUGGCAACCUUGGAAACGAGAAAUGCGUCCUUACAGUGCAGAGAAAUUGGUGAUUCCUCUUCCCAUUCCUCAUCCAGCACAUAUUGCUGUGACAAUUCACAAUCGAGAUUCAGAAGAUCCAAUUCCUCUUGACUCUGAGUUGUGUCAAAAUAUUUUAAGAGCUAUCGAAGAAUCUCCAGGAGAAAUGGCAACUGAGUGUGUAAGUCGUUAUCGUGGUGGAGCUGAUUCUAGCUUCGAUUCAGUAGCUUCUCAAUCGUCAGUGUCAAUAGAAACAGGCCUAGAUAAAGACAACGAUACCGAAGAGGUAGUAAAUGAAGAAAAAGAAGGAGAAACAUACCACUGGACUCUUUCUAAUUGGGGUGGUGGUAUGGCAAGACGAAGAAAUAACUCCGGAUCAAUAAAGGUUGAUCUUGCAUCUCCUGAAGAUGUUACUUUAGACACUGAUACCACUAGGGCGAUGUUCAGCACAUAUGGCACGACGGUCUGAAUCAUCACUCUACUUCCUCAAGUAUUUGACAUUGUAAAUUAGUUAAAGUUCUGGAUUUUAUGUAAUACAAACUUUAAGCAUUUUUUUUAUUUCUUAUCGUUAAAAUAUUUAUUUAGAUUCAUGAUAUUAUCUAGAUUAAUUAGAGAAAUACGAUAUGACCACGACUCUUUAAAAACAGAAACAAAAUGUAAAUCAUUGACAAGUUUUAAAAAAGAGAUAAGAGGAUAUUUGAUGUAAUUGAAAUAUUUUUUUAAUAGCUAUUAUUUACUUAUUUAGUAAAAAAAUUCAUUUAUUUAAUACUUCACUUGCCAUAAUUUUUUCUGUAUGGACUAGAAAGUAGAAAGUAUUUAAUAUGAUAAAAAAGAACAAUAACAUAAAUAUAAAUGAAGUAAAAAUUUUUUUAAUGAAACAAUUACGUUCAUAACUAUAAAUUUCUUGUGAAUUCUAUUGUUUUAUAUUUUUUAAUUGCAAAUAUUGUCUUUCUUAUAGUGAUUUUUCAAUCAAUUGACGAUUUUUCUUCACAACUAAGUAACGAAUUAAAGUUAAAAAAAAACAAUGACGCAUUUCAAUUAUAUAUAGAUAACGCACACAAAACUAGGAAUUUUUAGUUGACAUGAAGAUGAAUGAUAUUUAAAUGCUCAUAGAUGUUGGGAAACAAAUUACUAGCAGAGAAUCAAAAUCAUACUUCAAAUAAUAAUUACAAUGAA